This is a messenger RNA of Stegodyphus dumicola, 783 nucleotides long. RefSeq lists its product as uncharacterized. The record is from RefSeq and is a predicted model, not a curated record. Lineage: Eukaryota; Metazoa; Arthropoda; Arachnida; Araneae; Eresidae.
AUGAAACAGUGCGUCCGUUGUAAACGAUUUUCAGCUAAAUCUCCAACUACUGCACCCAUUCAAUUACCAUUAGAGAGAGUUCGAGAUGCUUUCGCAUCUGAAGUUGCUGACAUAGAUUUAUGUAGCCCUCUGAGUCUCAAAAAUAAAAACAAAGCCUGGGAAACUUUGCAUCCCAUCACUUGGAAGUUCAUUCCGCCCACUGCUGCUUGGUGGGGCGGAUGGUGGGAGCGUCUAAUCCGCACAGCCAAGAAUUUGAUUGUGAGAGUCUUAGGACAAGCUGCAGUCAAUUACGAAGAGUUACUCACCGUCAUCAUCUGUGAUGUGGAAGCCGUAAUAAACUGUCGACCACUAACUUAUGUGUCAAAUGACUCUGAGGAUCUUCUUCUACCAUUAACGCCUUCCAUGUUCUUACAGGACAUUAAGGUUUCAGGUACAGCAGAUUUGGAUGCUUUAGAUCGAAAUAAACUCUUGGCUCGUCAGCGUUUCUGCCAGGAACUUCGAGAACAAUUUCGUAGCCGUUUCCGCAAGGAGUACCUUGGACAGUUAGUACAAAAGCAUGGACAGACGGACUGUGAAUUAAAAGUUGGAGACAUCGUGCUAAUAGGUUGUGAGAACCUUAAAAGAGUGAACUGGCCAAUUGCUCGUGUCCAAGAACUUUGUACAAGCAGAGAUGGACGUGUAAGAGUUGUAAAAGUGAAAACUAGAAAUGGUAUACUGAUUCGUCCUGUACGUAAACUGUAUCCUCUAGAAGUGUGUUCCUGUACUAAGGAUACCAUUAUUUGA